AUGGCUUCCUACACCCUCGAGAAAGUCAUGAUUCCUCGUUCCAGCUUCUUCCUCUGGUGGUACCUCUGUUCUCUUUCGUUCCCUCAAGAUGCAUACUGCAACCCUCCUCCAAGUUCUCUUACAGCAUCGAACACCGGAUCUCCCAUUCGAACGAUAUACCAAUGGCCGAACAAUACCGCAGUGGAGAAUCUGGCCAUUCGCUCCAACGGAAUGAUCCUCGCCACGAUCCUCAACUCGCCCGAGGUAUGGCAGGUUGAUCCCGUCCGCGAGACUGCCACGCUCUUGUACAGGUUUCCGGCCGCAGCAUCGGCACUAGGCAUUGCUGAAGUUGAGCACGAUGCGUUCGCUGUGGCUGUGGGGAACUUUACCCUCUCUGACCUGAGCGAGGGCCUUGGCAGUUGGGCAAUAUGGACGGUCGAUUUCAAUGGGAGAAGGGGAAAUGAUCAUGUUUCUUGGUCAGCUUGGGGUAGAUGGCGGAACAAGCGCAAUGACAGAGGACGGAGACCUUCAUCGCAACCUCACAUCCAAAGAGUCGCCCCCAUCCCAAGCGUCUUCUCCAUCAACGGCGUCACCAGCAUCACAAACUCCAGCCUCAUCCUCCUAGCCGUCACCGACGCAUCGAACGCCCGAGUCGGCUCCUUCGACAUCGCCACCGGGACAUAUUCCACCGCCAUCUCCAGCGCCUCCUUCCCAAACCAAGGCGGCGCAGACAUCAACGGUCUAGCCACGUCCUACGAAAACAACCAACUGACUCUAUACGCCACCUUCAACGGCGGUGAGCCCGUAUUCGGCAGAAUUCCCAUCCACAAGAACGGCACCGCAGCGGCGGCCUUCGAAGUCCUUUUGGACAAACCCGCCUGGCCGACCAACGCUGACGCUCCUCAAGGCGCCGACGGUAUCACCCUCGGCAGAUCAGGCACUGUCUGGCUUGCCACAAAUUCGGGCAAUCAAGUCGUUCGAGCGAGCACGGUGGACAGUCCAAGCGAUGCAGUCGUGUUGGCAGGAGGUCCUAACGAUACGCUUAUUGCUGGGCCUACUGCGCUUCAGUUCGGAAGGACUAGAUGGGAUGAGGACGUGUUGUAUCUUAGUCUGACGGGUGGCUUUGCGUAUCCAGGCGCGACUGGUGUAGUGGGAGGGCGAGUUGUUGCGUUGGAUACUUCGCGUUUAGAACAACCCUUCGAAGAUCAAUGGAUAGAUGGAACUUGA
Zasmidium cellare ATCC 36951 is the source of this 1206-nucleotide messenger RNA. RefSeq lists its product as uncharacterized. Lineage: Eukaryota; Fungi; Ascomycota; Dothideomycetes; Mycosphaerellales; Mycosphaerellaceae. The record is from RefSeq and is a predicted model, not a curated record. Bases 1 to 1206 code for a protein of 401 amino acids. The transcript is spliced from 2 exons.